UCUCUUUCCCUCUCUUCCCGCGGGUCAUGGCGCUCGCCGACGCUUCCGCUAAGAGAGAACACGUCGAAGCCGAAGAAAACCCUUGCAGCAAGAAGGGCAAGCUUGCAGAUGGAGUUUGGACCAAUCUCGAUUUGAUUCUCUCCAUCCAGAACAAGCAACUCCCACUCCAAAGGAAGAUCGAGUUGGCAUUCGAUUUUAUCUCAAAGGAUCCCAAAAUCAUCAACAAUGCCCCAAAUUCAGUGUCGAUUUCCCGCUUUGUAUUGUUUCUCAGUGAUUGGAUCCAAUCUGUUUUGAUCUCUGAUCAGAAUAAGAAAAGCUCGGAGCUUUCUGAUCCAUGCUUGGAUUUCCGGUGCUGGGCCGUUCUCCGAUUCUGCGUAGAUAGCUCUUCAGUAGGUGUUUCGCCGAAUCUUCUUCGCGCUGUCACACGUUUUGCGACGCAUGCUUUGAAUGACGAUACUAUUACUGGUUAUUCAGUUCAAUUGAUUGAUCAUGCUUCAGAGUGUCUUUCAGUGAUCCUUGCUUCUGAUUCACGGGUUUUCUACAAUGUCGGGGUGGAGUUAUGGGUUUCUUGUGCUAUGGAGAUUGUUAGUCUACUGCGAAGAAUUGUCUCUGAUGAUAAACAGCGUGCUUGUAGCACAGUACCACUCUCAAAAAUGUCUAGACUUGUAGUUGAGCAUUUCAGUAGCUUUCUGAGAUUCCAUCCAAAUCCGAAGAACGUUUUCCGUAUUUUUGUUGAUAGGCUUCUGGAGCCAUUGUUGGAGUUUUUGGUUUUGUUGCACCUGAGGGAUGAUACUGGAAAAAAUGAAGAUGUUGGGAGCUUAGUGAAGAUGAUAGAGGAGGUCUUAUCCAAUGGGCUGUUCCAUCCUGCUCAUAUCAGUGGUUUUUCUAGCUUAAGGGGUUCAAGUCUGCAGCAGGAGGUUAGAGAAUCAAAGGGGAUAAAUGAAAGCUACCAUAGACACUUUUUUAGGAGGUUGGAGAAGAUUAUAGCAGAAAAGAAGGCUAUGGCGUUAGGUGGAUUGGGUUAUUUACUUCGGAUGUUUGUUUCCAGAGUUAAGGCUCAAAAGUCAGCAUCUUUGUCAUUGAAGCAUGAAGAGGCUUUGAGAAAAGGGGCUGAGGCCUCUGAGGAAGCUCAUUCUACGAGCAAACCACUCUUUGAAAUGUUUAUGCAGUUUAUGGAACCAUUACUGGUUGAGUGUAAAAGGUUCACAGAUACUGAACUAUCAGGACUCAGAGUGGUGUCUGAAAUUCAGUUGGUUGAAGUUCAUGGCAUGCUCAGAUCUGUGAAUGAGCUCUUGCAAGCUUUUAUUCAAGAGAGAAUAUAUAUUCGCAGUGAGGAUACACCAGAAGGAACACAUUGUAGUUUCUUGACAGAGGUAUGCGGCAAUAUUAUUUCCAUCGCAGAUAGAAUACUUGUGACUUGGUUAUCUGAUGGAGGUGUUCAAAAGAUUCUGCCUUUGAUAGCCAAGGAGGUUUUGGUUGCUCUUGGUUUUAUGUUGGAAAUCGAGUAUAGAGCUGUUGGGGAUGACCUAGCAAUACUCUGGCUAGUGUUGUUGUCAUUCUCAGCUCUUUCUGUUACUAUCACAGAUAAAAAACCCUUUGAUCUGAUAAAUGCUGAGAUUUCAAAACUUGGAUGCCAAGUGAUAAACACUUACAGUGAACUUCGCCAGGUUCAUAUUCCUAUAUUUGCAUUGUGUAAAGCCAUUAGGCUUUUGAUAGUAUCUGAUGCUGUUGGUGUAGUAGGGCAUGCAAAACAUGUCUAUACUUCAACUUUAUCGUCUGAUAUAUGUUUAGAAUCUGUAACAUCUUUACUUUGGUCUCACGAGGUCCGAUUUGCUGUAUCUAAUGCUGUCAAAUCGAUACCAGAAGGGCAAGCCAGUGGGUGCAUCCAGCAUCUUACAGUAGACUUCACGGAUUCAUUGGAAUGGAUGAGGUUGGGUGAAGCAGAGAACUUAAAGAUCCACUCACCAGAAUUAGAUUUGCAAGCUGAACUUUUAGGAAGAUUUCUGUCUGAGAUAUAUACCAUUUUGUUGGACUCCUUAACUGUCACUGCAACUAACUGUGUUUUCAUUGGAAAUUCUAUGAAGAACUUGAUGAAAAAUAUUAGACCAAGCUUCAGAUAUUUGGUGCAAGACCAACCAGAUAGUGUUGAUGAGUUUUGUUUUUCUGUUACAGGCUGUAAAUUAUCUAAAGACAUAACAGCUGAAUGCGGUGCUCACUUAUGGACUAAUCCUAGAAGUAUGACUUGGAUUCUUGUGUUUUACCUUUCGCAUAUAUGUUUCCUUAGAAGUUUGUAUCGGCAAUCAAUCAGCCUCAUGCCACCAGAUUCUUCACAGAAGGCAUCAGCAGCAAUGGGGAGUUUGUUUAUUAUUUCUUGUGGAGUUGAUUGGAAAGAGAUGCCUGAUUGUAUGGAUGAAGGCUAUUUUUCAUGGAUUGUUAAGUCUCCCAUUUCUCUUGUGGAUGUCAUUAACUCUCUCUCUGAGCACUUCCUUUCAAGCAGUCCUGGAAGAUAUGCCCCUCUUGUUUAUGUCUUCCAUAUGAUGGCUUUACAGAGGCUUGUUGAUCUGAAUAGACUUAUAAAAUCAUAUGAGUUUUUACAUGAAAGAGAUGCAAGGCUUGUUCAGAUGGAGUCUGAUAUUCACUCGCAGAAAAUGUGCAAAAAGUGGAAGCGUCUCCUUAAAGUUUCAAGGAAGGAAGCAGCAGAAUUGACGAAAUUCAUGAUAGGGUACAUGCCGCCUUUGGUUUCAGGGGGAUGGCUUGGCAACACGGAUGGAACUGGUGAGGUCAAUGACAUGUUUUUAGUAUAUGAAGAUGAGUGGGACUUGGGUGCUUGCUCUCUAAGUGAGAAAUCUCUGCCUGUUGCAAUUUGGUUUCUUCUUUGCCAAAAUGUUGAUGUGUGGUGUACUCAUGCAACAAAAAAAGCUUUGAAACAAUUUUGUUCUCGUUUGCUUCAUUACUCAUUGCCUUGCAGAAGCAGUAGCACUACCAGAUUCAGUGAUAAACUGGCCAAAUAUCAACUUUUACAGCCAAGGAAAGUUACUGUACAUCUUAUUUCAUUGGAAUUUCUAAGCAGCACAGUGUCAUAUGAACAAAAAGUUCUGCUCAAGCUUUUCCCAGCAAGGUUUUGCUUUGUUCUGAAGAACACAAUAUCGCCUUUACUUUCAACAGAUCUAGCAAGUAAUGCAGAUCUGAGCUCUGCAGCAGAAUGGUCAGAGGUCAUAAAUGUAUUGGAUAAAAAGCCAGUAGUUUUUCUUGACAAUGGGGAUGCUCUACAUGAUCCAUCUUCACCGCCACCAUCUGACACUGUUUCACUGAAGAUUUGUGGUUCAAAACGCAAGAGGCAAUCAGUGUCUUCACUUGAUCUGGCACUGGAAGCUUGUGAAAGCUUGCUUAAACUUCUGGGGCGGAUGCUUCGUGCCCAUCUUGAUGCUAAAUCAUUCAUAAUCUACACAACUUGCAUCCUCAACCUGGAAAAGCAUCUUGUUUCCAAAUUAUCAAGUUAUCAGGGGGAUUCUUCUACAUAUGUGCCCUUUGAAAUCCUGAGACUAUUCAUAUCCUGCCGGAGGACCUUGAAAUGUCUACUUAUGGCAUCUGUUGAUGAUUCUGAAGUCAGGCAAUCCUUAUUUUUAUCUGUUCUGUUUAGUAACUCAUUUUCUAUGCCAUGGUUUGUGAAGUCAGUCUAUCAAGUUGUAGGAUUGCCAUAUGGGUUUUUUGGGCAAAAGCGUGCUAAUCAAGUGAAUGAGUUGAUCUUCUCAUUGAUGGAUCAUACAUCUUAUGUAUUUUUUGCAGUAAGCAGUGGGCAGACAACUGCAGUUGUGCCCUUCUUGUUAGAUGACAAGGAAUUUGAGACUGAAUCUAUGAUGAAUCAUAUCUCUGGGAUUUUGAGUGAACAAAUAGAGGAAAUAUUAUUUAUCUUGAAGAGUGAUAAGCUUGCUUUAAGAAAAGAGGCUGGAAUCAGUGUUCUAAAUUGGAAUGCGAUAUCUUCUGUGAUUGCUUGUUCUCAAGGGUUCUUAUGGGGUUUCACUUCAGCCAUAGACAACAUGUACAAGGAUUGCUCCUCUGAAAACCUUCAGCCAUCAAGAUCAAUCCGUCUCCUUGUUUCUAAACUCAUCAGCUUAAUGGGUGUGUUUGAGGAUUUUAUAAACUUAUGCUUGAAUAUAUUGCUCACAGAUCGCGGGCAAGAAAAUAAGAUCUCAUAUAAUAAAUGUGAUUUCUCUGAUUUAGUAUGUGAAGAUGGACCUUCAAACUUCAAUGUUCUUAAUAUGGAUAUUUCAACGGGAGGUAUUGUAACAGAGAAGCGUGGUGGGAAAGAUGAUAAUAUCACUGAGCAGGCUUCAGAGAAUGAUUGUACCAAAAUAGCCAGGGCCAAGAAACAAAAAUCUUCAUCUUCCCGUACAAAUUAUGCUGGCACUGUUCUUCAGGGGUUUCAAAAGUUUGAUUUGUCUAAAACACAACAUCCUAAAGAAGCUUUAUUGCAAAGCCUGUUAAGGGUUGAAAAUCCUCAGAUAGCUUUUGUACUUAAACAAAUCUUUGUUUCCUGUGCAGCUAUUUUACAGCUCAAGUGUUUGCCAUUGUUUCAUAGGGCUACUGAAUUUCAAAUAAGUUGUAGCAGCUCAGAGUUGAGUUCAUCAUAUAUUCUUCUUUCGACUUCACGAGUUGUUCUACAGGAAAUGGCAGAAAUGUCUGAGAGGCCAGAACCAUACACUUUUUUCUGGGUAAGUGGCAUAUUAAAUUACUUGGAGGUCUUAGGCAGCUAUUUUAACAUUACAAAUCCAGACCUGUCCAAGAAUUUAUAUGCAGAGCUGAUAGAUAUUCAUUUGAAGGCUAUAGGAAAGUGUAUUUCCUUACAAGGGAAAGCUGCUACUCUGUCCUCUCAUGAGACGAAUUCAAACACAAAGAUGCUCAAAAUACAAGAAAGACCAAAUAAACUUGAGAUGCUAGUCCUUGACCAUCAUGAAUACAGCAUUAAUGCAUUCAAAACCAGACUCAGGAAAUCAUUUCAAGUGCUUAUCAAAAGGCCCCUGAGGUUGCAUUUGUUGACAGUGGUGAAGGCAUUAGAAAGGGCACUUGUUGGGGUGCAUAAAAGUAGCAACAUGAUCUAUGAAAUUAGUGUUGGCAGUUUGGGUGGAGGGAUGGUCUCCUCAUAUGUUGCAGCUGGGGUUGACUGCUUGGAUUUAGUCCUUGAAAUUGUUCCAGGAACUAAGCAAGUCAUCAGAAGAAACAUCUCUAGCUUAGUCAGUGCCUUAUUCAACAUAGUUCUACAUCUACAGAGUUCUUCUAUAUUCUAUCUUGAGAAGCGUCCCCUAAAUGAAAUUGAGUUAAAUCCUCACCCUGGCAUGGUUAUUCUUAUGUGUGUUGGUGUCCUUACAAAAGUUGUUGGAGGACGCUCUUAUAAAAUGAGCCCGUACCACGUCAGCCAGUGCUUGCAUUUGCCAACAGCACUUUUCCAGAAAUUCCAUAGACUAAAUGCUUCCAAUGUCGAAUGUCACAACUGGACAUUCUCAACAAAUCAAGAUGCAAGACAAUUGAAGGUUAAACAAUGUCAUAGUAUAGAUAAUCAGUUCUCCGUUGACCUCUAUGCUGCUUGCUGCAGAUUACUAUCCACCACUCUUAGGCACCAUAAAUGUGAGGCUGGAAGAUGUGUUGCUCUGGUUGAAGAUUCAGUAAGCAUUCUCCUAAGCUGCUUGGAGAUGGUGGACCUCAACUUUACUUGGGGUUUACAGGAGGCUGUAAAAUGUGCUAGCUUCUUCAGGAGGAUUUAUGAAGAGAUAAGACAUCAAAAGGACAUCUUUGCAAGCCACGCUGCUAAUUUUCUUUCCAGUUAUAUUACUACGUACUCAGGAAAUGGCCCUCUUAAUCUGGGUAUUAAAAAAGAGGUUGACGAAGCACUCAGACCAGGUGUGUAUGCUUUGAUAGACAUUUGCACUCCCACAGAUCUUCAACGGCUGCAUACAGUCUUGGGUGAGGGUCCAUGUAGAACCACUCUUGCAAAUCUACAACAUGAUUACCGAUUGAAUUUCCAAUACGAAGGAAAAAUUUAAUAUCAAGUCUUUGUGGUGAAAAGCUUGUCGACAUGCCCAAGCCAUGCCCAAGCCAUGCCCAUGCUUCAAAUUAAUGCUGAAAAAGAUAGAAAGGUUUUUCCAAGGCUCAACUAUCGUCUUGCUUCCGAACCAAUAUGCCUAUUCGGUUCUCAGCACUCUUGAUGCUCCAGAAUUUUUAUUUUGUACAAGUAACUGGCUGCAUGAUGAUGUUUAACGAGGAAUAAGGCGAGGAUUUUACCAGUGACAAGAAACUGAUGAGACCACUCGCAUUAUUUUGUAUGUAUGUUCAAGAGAGUGAUAGAUUUGAGGGUUUAGAAUACAAUGCCCAUGUUUUGGGAUGAGGCUUCAGAGGAUGUUUGUAUGUGUUUUAUUGGAUGAGUAUUCACAGGUUCCUUUUUUA
Molecule: messenger RNA, 6438 nt
Organism: Dioscorea cayenensis subsp. rotundata (Guinea yam)
Lineage: Eukaryota; Viridiplantae; Streptophyta; Magnoliopsida; Dioscoreales; Dioscoreaceae
Biological process (GO): ribosome biogenesis
Cellular component (GO): nucleolus
Source: RefSeq, a predicted model, not a curated record